Knipowitschia caucasica is the source of this 1179-nucleotide messenger RNA. The record is from the annotation of a GenBank genome assembly. Lineage: Eukaryota; Metazoa; Chordata; Actinopteri; Gobiiformes; Gobiidae.
AUGAUGAACCACCUCCUCAUCAACGUGAGGAAGACCAAGGAGAUGAACCACCUCCUCAUCAACGUGAGGAAGACCAAGGAGAUGAACCACCUCCUCAUCAACGUGAGGAAGACCAAGGAGAUGAACCACCUCCUCAUCAACGUGAGGAAGACCAAGGAGAUGAACCACCUCCUCAUCAACGUGAGGAAGACCAAGGAGAUGAACCACCUCCUCAUCAACGUGAGGAAGACCAAGGAGAUGAACCACCUCCUCAUCAACGCGGGGAAGACCAAGGAGAUGAACCACCUCCUCAUCAACGCGGGGAAGACCAAGGAGAUGAACCACCUCCUCAUCAACGCGGGGAAGACCAAGGAGAUGAACCACCUCCUCAUCAACGUGAGGAAGACCAAGGAGAUGAACCACCUCCUCAUCAACGUGAGGAAGACCAAGGAGAUGAACCACCUCCUCAUCAACGUGAGGAAGACCAAGGAGAUGAACCACCUCCUCAUCAACGUGAGGAAGACCAAGGAGAUGAACCACCUCCUCAUCAACGUGAGGAAGACCAAGGAGAUGAACCACCUCCUCAUCAACGUGAGGAAGACCAAGGAGAUGAACCACCUCCUCAUCAACGCGGGGAAGACCAAGGAGAUGAACCACCUCCUCAUCAACGUGAGGAAGACCAAGGAGAUGAACCACCUCCUCAUCAACGCGGGGAAGACCAAGGAGAUGAACCACCUCCUCAUCAACGCGGGGAAGACCAAGGAGAUGAACCACCUCCUCAUCAACGCGGGGAAGACCAAGGAGAUGAACCACCUCCUCAUCAACGUGAGGAAGACCAAGGAGAUGAACCACCUCCUCAUCAACGUGAGGAAGACCAAGGAGAUGAACCACCUCCUCAUCAACGUGAGGAAGACCAAGGAGAUGAACCACCUCCUCAUCAACGUGAGGAAGACCAAGGAGAUGAACCACCUCCUCAUCAACGUGAGGAAGACCAAGGAGAUGAACCACCUCCUCAUCAACGCGGGGAAGACCAAGGAGAUGAACCACCUCCUCAUCAACGCGGGGAAGACCAAGGAGAUGAACCACCUCCUCAUCAACGCGGGGAAGACCAAGGAGAAGAACCACCUCCUCAUCAACAGAAGACUAAGGAGAUGGUGGUGGAUUUCCGUAGACGUCACUCUGCCGCUCCAGCUCCAGUGA